Hipposideros armiger (great roundleaf bat) is the source of this 3537-nucleotide messenger RNA. It is a transcript of the gene RALGDS, whose product is annotated as ral guanine nucleotide dissociation stimulator. Gene Ontology annotation, molecular function: guanyl-nucleotide exchange factor activity. The record is from RefSeq and is a predicted model, not a curated record. Bases 69 to 2645 code for a protein of 858 amino acids. Gene Ontology annotation, cellular component: plasma membrane. The transcript is spliced from 18 exons. Gene Ontology annotation, biological process: Ras protein signal transduction. NCBI's taxonomy places the organism in Eukaryota, Metazoa, Chordata, Mammalia, Chiroptera, Hipposideridae.
GCCUCCGCUGCCCGCGCCGCCUCGGGUCCCGCGGCCCGGCCGGCCGCCCGCGCCGCUGCGAACCAUCCAUGGUGCAGCGUAUGUGGGCCGAGGCGGCCUGGCCUGCGGGCGGCGCCGAGCCGCUGUUUCCGGGCUCCCGGCGAAGCCGCAGCGUGUGGGACGCCGUGCGCCUGGAGGUGGGCGGCCCCGACAACUGCCCGGUGGUGCUGCACAGCUUCACGCAGCUCGACCCCGACUUGCCCCGUCUGGAGAGCUCCACACAGGAGAUUGGCGAGGAGCUGGUCAACGGGGUCAUCUACUCCAUCUCCCUACGCAAGGUCCAGGUGCACCAUGGGACCAACAAGGGUCAGCGCUGGCUCGGGUGUGAAAAUGAGGCGGCCCUGAACCUGUAUGAGACCUGCAAGGUGCGGACCGUAAAGGCAGGCACGCUGGAGAAGCUGGUGGAGGACAGCUUCCGGAUCUUUCAGAAGCUGUCGGAGAUUUUCUCGGACGAGAACAACUACUCACUGAGCAGAGAGCUGCUCAUCAAGGAGGGGACCUCCAAGUUUGCCACCCUGGAGAUGAACCCCAAGAGAGCCCAGAAGCGACCAAAGGAGACGGGCGUCAUCCAGGGCACCAUCCCCUACCUGGGCACGUUCCUCACCGACCUGGUGAUGCUGGACACCGCGAUGAAGGACUAUCUUGCCAUCUCCUCCAUCCUGGGCACCUGGCUGGACCAGUACUCAGAGGACUUCUGCCAGCCCCCGGACUUUCCCUGCCUCAAGCAGCUGGUGGCCUACGUGCAGCUCAACAUGCCCGGCUCCGACCUGGAGCGCCGCGCCCACCUCCUCCUGGCUCAGCUGGAGCACAUGGAACUCACUGAGGCUGAGCUGGAGGCUCUAUCACCAGCUCCAGCUCCAGCUCCAGCUCUAAAGACAACUCCAGAGCCAGAGCCAGCUCUAGCACCAGCUCUAGCUCCCAGUCCAGUGCCAGCUCUAGAACUAGAGCCAGAGCCAGCUCCGGCUCCAGAGUCAGUGCCAGAGCCAGUGCCGGCUCCAGAGCCAGUGCCAACUCUAGAGUCGGCUCCAGCACCAGAGUUAGAGCUAGAGCCAGCGCCAGCUUCACCACCAGCUCCAGAGCUGGAGUCAGCUCUGUCACACACCCUAGAGCUUGAGCCAGCUCCAGCACCAGAGCCCUCCUGGCCUUCACCCGUGGCUGCAGAGAACGGGCUGAGUGAGGAGAAGCCUCACCUCUUGGCGUUCCCCCCUGACCUGGUGGCGGAGCAGUUUACCCUGAUGGAUGCGGAGCUGUUCAAGAAGGUGGUGCCCUACCACUGCCUGGGCUCCAUCUGGUCCCAGCGGGACAAGAAGGGCAAGGAGCACCUGGCUCCCACUGUCCGUGCCACCGUCACCCAGUUCAACAAUGUGGCCAACUGCGUCAUCACUACCUGCCUGGGAGACCGGAGUGUGACGGCCCGGGCCAGGGCCAGGGUGGUGGAGCACUGGAUCGAGGUGGCCAGGGAGUGCCGGGUCCUGAAGAACUUCUCCUCGCUCUACGCCAUCCUCUCCGCCCUCCAGAGCAACUCGAUCCACCGACUGAAGAAGACGUGGGAAGAAGUUUCCAGUGCCCAGGACCCUGCCCCCUGGUGCGUGCUCUCGGUAGUGCAGCCUGAGGGGUGCCGGGGGAGACUGAUCAACUUCGAGAAGAGGAGGAAGGAAUUCGAAGUCAUUGCCCAGAUCAAGCUGCUGCAGUCAGCCUGCAACAAUUACAGCCUGGAGCCUGAGCAGCACUUUGGGUCCUGGUUCCGGGCUGUGGAGCGGCUCAGCGAGACUGAGAGCUACAACCUGUCGUGUGAGCUGGAGCCCCCCUCCGAGUCAGCCAGCAAUACCCUGAAAGCCAAGAAGAACACCGCCAUUGUCAAGCGCUGGAGCGACCGCCAGGCCCCCAGCACGGAGCUGAGCACCAGCGGCAGCUCCCACUCCAAGUCCUGUGACCAGCUCAGGUGUGGCCCCUACCUCAGCAGCGGGGACAUCGCAGACGCUCUCAGCGUGCACUCGGCCGGCUCUUCCAGCUCCGAUGUGGAGGAGAUCAACAUGAGCUUUGUCCCGGAGUCCCCCGAUGGCCAGGAGAAGAAGUUCUGGGAAUCAACCUCCCCAUGGUCCCCGGAGACCUCCGGCGUCAGCUCGGCCUCCAGCACCUCGUCCUCCUCAGCCUGUACCACGCCUGUGGCCAGCGCCCGCACACACAAGCGCUCGGUCUCAGGGGUCAGCAGCUACAGCUCGUCACUGCCACUCUACAACCAGCAGGUGGGCGACUCCUGCAUCAUCCGUGUCAGCCUGGACGUGGACAAUGGCAACUUGUACAAGAGCAUCCUGGUGACCAGCCAAGACAAGGCCCCGGCUGUCAUCCGCAAGGCCAUGGACAAGCACAACCUGGACGGCGAUGAACCGGAGCAGUACGAGCUGGUGCAGGUCAUCUCAGACGAGCGAAAGCUGAAGAUCCCCGACAAUGCCAACGUAUUCUACGCCAUGAACUCAACUGCCAACUAUGACUUUGUCCUAAAGAAACGGACCUUCACCAAGGGGGCAAAGGUCAGGCAUGGAGCCAGCUCAACCCUCCCCCGUAUGAAGCAGAAGGGACUUAAGAUUGCCAAGGGCAUCUUCUAACCGGCCCCUGAUGCUGGCCAGCCACAGGACCACCUUUCCAGGGUUGGGCUGGCCAGGCCACUAAGCACGUGCAGACCACAGUGGCCCAGGCCAGGCGGGCACCUUGUGCCCAGCCUGUGAGCCCAGGCCACCCCCAGACUGCAGUUCACCCUGAACUUCUCCUGUCGCCGGGAUUGACGCCUGCUGGUCGCAGGCUGACCUGGCCUGUGGACCCCUCGCUGCCUUAGGUGCCUUCUAGAAGCUCUCUGGGACCAGAGGACUAGCUGGCUUUGCCAAGGAGGGUUGCCCAUGGGUGUGGAGCCCUGCAUGCCGCCAGGCACUGCCUUCUGCGCACGUCCCUGACACCUUCCAGGGGUGGGUCACUGCCACUUGUGCCCAUGGGCACCCCAGGGCACCCACUCGUCCGCUGGGUCUGACCACUGCAGUUCUCUCCUCGUGCCCUCAGGCACUGGCCGUGCCCUUCAGGAGGGUCCCGGCCCUUCCUCCCACCACUCAAGCCUUCCUCAGGCUGCACCAAAGAUUCCAUCAUCAGGGUCAUCUGAGCGGGCGGGAGCCUGGCCACCCCCAUCCCAGCCCUCCCUCGGGAGAGGAGAGAGGGACUUUCUCCAUGGACCACACUCUUCACCCGGUGAGUGAGGACAGUCUCAGCCGAGUCCCUCCGACGUCAGAUCUCAUGACACUGCAAGUGCCAUUCACCGCUGCAUCCUGGGCCACACGAGACCACACGAGACGGGGUUAGUGGGAAAGGAGGACUUGGGGGAGGGGAAGUGAAUGUUUGUAUAAAAGGCAAAAAAAAAAAAAAUGUUUACCGGUUGGGGAGGGGCAAUAUUUAUUUGUUGUAAAUAGCAAAUGCUAGACUUGAAUAUUAUAUUAAAACCCUGUUUCUACUAUA